CGCAGUGGAAAGGUUACAAGUAGUGCAUUCGGACCGGGCCGGACACGGAAGAGGGCAGUUGCUGCCUCUCCGCUUUAUGCGUUGUAUCAUUGUGCAUACCGACAGGCCGCUCGCGCUAUUUUGCAUCUGCGAAAAUGGCAACCAAAUCGUUUGAUACAGAAGCACAGGAAGACGAUGGAAGCACGUCUGAGUGUUCUCCUUCACAGUCAACGCUUUUAUCUCUAUCUGGCCCCCCUUUGUUUACUUCUUCCUCGGACAACGUUCCACACAAGACAAAAAGUGCGCCAAUCGAAGAUUUCUCUGGAUAUGCAACGCCUGUUUUGGGCCAAAUUCGCGAUGACACGGCGUCUUCGAAUAUGCCGUCACCGCUCUACGACGAGGGUUACAGCGAGGAUAUGGUAUUGAGUGACGAGGAAUUGGGGGAAUUUCUGGAAGAUGACGACGAUGACGAAGAAACGGACGAAGCCUCAAAUACUCUAAUCCGCAGUGUCCCGGUUCAACGCCAUUCUGCUUCAGAGCUCAGAAUGGACCGGGACUUUGAAGAGUUUGUUUCUCACGAGAGCGAUGCAGACGAUGAGGGCGAGGAUGAUGAAGCUAGGAACAAUUCCAUCAUCGACAAAAAGCUGAAGGACAGUUGUGUUCAUCAGAGUCGGACCGUUAUUCCCAAACCACCGCUGCACCAUCGCAGUGGUGGUAGCCUAGUUGCUGUAUCGUCUGGGGAUGCUCGAGGUACGAGAGUAAAUCCUUCCCCGGUUGCGUCCGCUCCAAAUUCUCCCGCCGACAGAGCAUACCAAUACCGACGAAGAUCGUCUUCAUUGGGACGGCCGCGUCGAGAAUCUAUGCCUAGCCGGCAUCUGCUCCGUUACUUUCGCAAUCUUGGUUCCGGUGGACUGGGCGGAUCACGGAAUGCUUCUUUCGACUACCCGAGCAGUGAGAUUGGGCAUACCCGCUCCGCCGAUGCGGACUUGGAGGGUGAUGAAGAGUUAACCUCUGACGAAAAUUCCUAUGGUGCUAACGAAUUCGAGUCGUCGUCAGACGAUUCAAAUGCAGUCGGUACGGGGCUAUUUGGUAGAAUGCAACGGCCUCCGGUGUGGUCGGAAAUGGUAGCGUUACCGCAACAAUUUAUACUCACUGCUUCAAGCCCAAAUUACCUGGAUCCUGUGCUUGUUGCUCGGCAGAAAGAGAUUUCCAUGGCAGAGGCAGAUAGAUUUGUCUCGGAGCAUGGGUUACUCUUGCAAGCUGCAUUGCAACUUAUGGCGGAACGCGAUCAGGUUGGUGUGGAGGGGUCAAUUGACACUGCCGAUAACAUUUGGAAAAAGGGACCCCUAAAGAAACGGACUCUAGGAGUUGGUAGACGUAGAUCUCGGCCAAGUUCCAAUUGGAAGGUAAAAUAUGUCGAACUCAGACGCGGAAAUCUUUGCUACUACGAAGAUUCGGGGGCGUCGGGUGGGCGGAAGAUUAUCCAUUUGCGACAAACAGACACGGCGGUCCGCAAAGUGUCGAGUAAGGCAUCGGGGUACGUGUUUGAAGUAUCCGUACAGGGUUACCCAAGCCGCGUUUGGAUGGCGAACUCUCCCGAAGAGCGGCAGGAGUGGAUGAAGGCUAUUCAAGCAGCAGUGAUCGGAGAAACAGAUGAUCUUCAUCGCGAGCUAGACCUAACUCCACAUCAAAAAACUCUCGAAACGUACACGAGCCUUCGCAGAAAAUGCGAAAGUAUUGACAAUCACGAUACCUAUGUAGCCACCGUUAGAGAAGCCGUGAACGUGAAUCCGGUUCUGCGGGUACCGUUGGUGUGGGUGCGUGAUCAAUUAAAGGAAAGCAGCAGUUCACGCGUCGAAAUCGAAAAAGCGUCCAAAUUGCCCAAGGCGCCAUACCGCCGUCUAAAGACUUCUAUUCGAGAAUUCUGGAUUAGCAUGUCUCAUAUUUCUUUCGCCAUCAAUGGAAUUGCGAUUGCAAAGCAAAGCUCUGCAGCCUCGCAGCGUACUCUGGGAGCCUUGACUCGGUGCAUCCUGGAGGUGGACAAAGCAUUUGUCACCAACGACACUACCCUCGGCGAUGAACGCACUCUUAUUUCCGAGCUCCAGGCAGUGUCAUUUGCUCGCGAUAUCUUGAUGAGCGUCCUGAAUAGCAAGGAGAGGCAAGAUGAUCUUUGUUCGGUACAUAAUCUACUCAAUUCUGAUUUGGUGGUACAUAUACCCCGCGAGGAAGAAUCGGUACAGAUUGAAAUAUCUUUUGCCGGGGAAGAUUUGGCACGGGAUGAACUGCCAGAAUUGAGUACCGAAAUUUCAGGCUGGCUUCGUACCAAAGGCCGAAAAUCUGGUUCAAAAUGGAGAAAACGGUUCGCAGUCCUAUCGGGAUCUGUUCUGAGUUAUUACGAAGCCGAAUUCCCGCGACCUCAUGGUCUACAAGGACAGUAUAUCUUAGAAAACAUGACCACUGUCCAAGAAGUCGAGUCUGAUGAUGACCAGGCCUUUGUGUUGAGUGUCGCUAUCGGCGACGAGCGACGGUGGCUGGGUUUUGAAGAACACGACCGAUGCUUAGAGUGGAAAGAUGCUAUUCAGACAGCAAUUGAUAGCUGCACACCCACCGAUGCCACAGUAUUCGCUGGGCCACGGAGCAAGUCGAUUCUUAAAGGAGCGGAACGUGUCAUUAAGGGAGCUAUCCCGGACGGUAGUCUUCGCGGAGGUAUCCGAGUCAUCAAGGAAGCUACCGGUGGCGGCAUCAAGGUGAUUCGUAAUGCUAAGGAUGGCGGGAUUAAGGUAAUUCGCGGCAGUAUUCGGGGCGCGGUCGGCAUGCUGCGGUCUUCAAGAUACCAAGGUGGCAAUGACGCCAACCCAGAAAUACGGCGUCGUCCUUCGAUGCAUAUGCUCAUGAACAAUGCACCGACAGGUAAAAAGGAACCGACUGUUCAGUGCCUGGUGCAGGCCUCCCGGACAUUUGACGUUAUAAAACGGUGCGAAGCGUCGUCUCAACAAGGACAUGUACUCUUCACUGUCCGUGUCAAACUGUUUCAGGCCUUUCUGUUAUCUGGAGGUUCAAACGGUAGAAUCGCACGAGGAAAUGCUUUAGUCGAACUGGAAUUUCUAGGACUCGGUCCUGCGGACCAGACGGCUCUCUGUGGACGACUGGGCGAAGAUCUAGAAUCCUCACGCAAACAGGAAACAUAGUGUGGAUCUUUGCGGAACUCUCCUAAGUAUUUGUGAAAUUUCUGUACAUCCUUU
Molecule: messenger RNA, 3221 nt
Organism: Phaeodactylum tricornutum CCAP 1055/1
Lineage: Eukaryota; Bacillariophyta; Bacillariophyceae; Surirellales; Neidiaceae
Exons: 1
Coding region: 135-3167 (1010 amino acids)
Source: RefSeq, a predicted model, not a curated record